Molecule: messenger RNA, 2159 nt
Organism: Dromaius novaehollandiae (emu)
Lineage: Eukaryota; Metazoa; Chordata; Aves; Casuariiformes; Dromaiidae
Gene: GNPNAT1
Product: glucosamine-phosphate N-acetyltransferase 1
Exons: 6
Coding region: 158-730 (190 amino acids)
Biological process (GO): UDP-N-acetylglucosamine biosynthetic process
Cellular component (GO): endoplasmic reticulum; endoplasmic reticulum-Golgi intermediate compartment; Golgi apparatus
Molecular function (GO): monosaccharide binding; glucosamine 6-phosphate N-acetyltransferase activity
Source: RefSeq, a predicted model, not a curated record
UGGGUGGGCGGUGAUUGGCUGCGCGAGGGCGUGCGUGCCGGGUCCCGCCCCCCUGCCACGUCCGUGCGGCGCCUGCGGCGGAGCCGGUGCGGGCGGCCGUUGGAGCCGUUGCCUCGUGCGCGCGGGCGGCCGUUGGAGCCGAGCACCUGUUGCAGCCAUGAUGCCUGUUGCAACUGUGAUGCCUGACGACACACCGAUGUUUGACCCAAAUAUCCUCCACGAGCUUGACUGGAGCGAGAACACGGCGACAUUUUCUCCAGCCAUUUCUCCUUUAGAUCCAGGAGAUGGCCUAGUUAUGAGACCGCUUUGCACAGCUGAUUUAAAUCGAGGCUUUUUUAAGGUUCUGGGUCAGCUGACUGAAACUGGAGUUGUAAGCCCAGAGCAGUUUAUCAAAACAUUUGAACACAUGAAGAGAUCUGGAGAUUACUAUGUUACUGUUAUAGAAGAUACAAAUCUUGGACAGAUUGUUGCUACAGCAACGCUGGUUAUAGAACAUAAGUUCACUCACUCCUGUGCAAAGAGAGGAAGGAUAGAAGACGUAGUAGUAAGCGGGGAAUGCAGAGGAAAGCAGCUUGGUAAACUAUUAACAUCCACCCUUACCUUGCUCAGUAAAAGACUGAACUGUUACAAAAUUACUCUCGAGUGUCUGCCAAAAAAUGUGGCUUUCUAUAAGAAGUUUGCUUAUUCGGUAUCUGAAGAAAAUUACAUGUUUCAACGGUUCUUUAAUUAAGAACUUAGAGUAAUUUUUUUUUUUUUUGUAAGGACUGUUGGUGGAGGAGCUUGUGCGACGAACAUUCUCUUUGUGGAAAAUUUAUAUAGUUCAUUGCUGCAAAUAUAACAAUCCCUAUAAAUACUCAACAUCAGAUGUGUAAAACCUGCAAAAAACCUUACUGACCUUCUUAGAAGGGUUCUCUGGGGUAGGAAAUGAGCUCUUAGAACUAAUUUUUACUACUGUUCAGUCAAAGUGAAGCUUUUUUGUUCUAGCUGGGUUACAAAGGCUCUUGUUAAGGGGAUGGUUUUUAACCAAAGGUAUAUAUUUUUAUCUCAAAUUUUUUCUUGCAUUGUAUUUUUCUAAAGUUUUGCGCUUCUUUUCUUGGUAGCCAAAGUACAGAUCAUGGGAUUGUGUUCCUGUCUGUACUUCACUGACGGAAGAUGUAACUUGUGUAGGGAUGCUUCUCUUGCGCAGAAUCAGUGAUAUAGAAUGGGAAUUUGUUCUGUUCUUUCCAUGAAACCUCACUUAAGUGCUGUUGAUGGUAAUGAUGUUAAUGUACCUAUAGUUUUAUAGGCACUAUUUUCCAAAAUUGAACUUAAGGCUAGUGCUGGUAGGGAAGACCCUUACAGGCUGUGCUAAAGCUGACGCUUUGGAGUGUAAAUGGAUGCGUACUUAAUACUGCUGGGGCCCUGCACUUUAGCUGAUAAUUUACUAUGUUUUUCAGGGUAGUUACUUGUUUUCUGACGAGACAAACCCAUGGUUUGUGACAGGGCAAAGGUAACUGAGAAACUGGAAUGUCUGAUAGACAGACUAUAGCCCCUCUUUAGUGGGGCUCUCACUGAUAUUCAACAGGAGUGUGAUUUGGGAUUGGCAGUUGAUGCCUGUGUCUGUGAAAAGGCAGUAAUGCAUUCAGCCUCGCUGAACACAUCUGACCAACUUGCUGUACUUGAACUCCUCAGGGCCAGGUGCGCGGUGGUUUUGCUGGUAACCACUUAUGCACAUUGCAUUGCUAACUGGCAGAGAAAUCCCAGCUCCUGGGCCCGAGGGAUUGUUGCUGCUUUGGAGCAUCCCUCUUGCUAUAAUGUUGGAUGAAUGAUUUUAGCACUUUUGCCACUGAUGGCAAGCAAAUAAUGUACAAAGCCCUUGUUUCAACAGUAGUGUUUUGUGUGAAGAGAGUGACAAAUCCUAAUCUAUGAAUAGGGCAUUAUAAAUAUAUGAAGGUUUGUACAGAACAGCCAGUCUUGUUUGUGAACAGUUAGGCCUUACAAAAUGUCCUUUCCAUUGUGGUGUGGAGAGCUACUUUAAGCUGUGGUGGGGGUUCUAUUUAAUGUUCCUGAUGGUACUCCACUCAAUAUAGUGUUUCCUUGGUGAUGUCUAUGUUUUAUUUAUUGAUUAUUUUUUAAAAAAACCUUUGUUUAAGCUGAAUAAAUGAAGACUGCCAGAUGUA